GUGUUGAGCCUAUCGAGAGCCGCCUGCAUUAUUCACGAAGCACCCAACCGACGUCGACCAGAGUACCAGUCUUUUUUCGUGAAGACAUCCUCUGACUUUCCUUUCUCGAGUCCCUUCUGGUUGGAGCGAGGAAUACUAACCACCGCCAAAAUGCCUUCGGAAGCCGGUCACAGAUUAUACGUCAAGGGACGUCACCUUAGCUACCAGCGUAGCCGUCACGUCACCCACCCCAAGACGAGUUUGAUCAAGAUCGAGGGAGUUGAUGACACCAACGCUGCCAACUUCUACCUCGGCAAGAAGAUCGCCUACGUCUACAAGGCUCAGAAGGAGGUCCGCGGUUCCAAGAUCCGCGUCAUCUGGGGCAAGGUCACCCGCCCUCACGGUAAUUACAGCCCCCCAUUCAGAUCGAACCGCCUACAAUAUCUCGAGCUCUUCCCAGCUAAUAAUAUGGAAUAGGCAACUCUGGUGUCGUCCGCGCCAAGUUCUCCAACCCCCUCCCCACCCGCUCUUUCGGCGCAUCUGUUCGCGUGAUGCUCUACCCCUCGUCGAUUUAAAACGGCCCAUCAUCAUCGGACGGAGUUGGUAUUGAGGAUGGAUUCUGAAUUGGUUGCAUCGGUCAAGGCAAGGGCAAGAGCACAGUGCUUUGCUUGCUAAAAAAGGCAUCAAAUCAAACUCGUCAAACAACCACACAUGAGGCGAAACGCACACCCCGCCGGGAAAUACCCUCUCCCCUUUUUACCAACUGAGACAUGGGGAACAUGAAUUCUGCGUGAUUCGGCAAGAAAAAGGAGAGUCUUUUUUUCUGUGUACGGGUUGAGGAGUAGCCUUAUAUGCUUGGGGGCUCGAGGACGGGAAAUGGAAAAAAAAAA
Molecule: messenger RNA, 869 nt
Organism: Colletotrichum navitas
Lineage: Eukaryota; Fungi; Ascomycota; Sordariomycetes; Glomerellales; Glomerellaceae
Product: ribosomal protein L35Ae-domain-containing protein
Exons: 4
Coding region: 151-456 (101 amino acids)
Biological process (GO): ribosomal large subunit biogenesis; cytoplasmic translation
Cellular component (GO): cytosolic large ribosomal subunit; ribosome
Molecular function (GO): structural constituent of ribosome
Source: RefSeq, a predicted model, not a curated record